Saccostrea cuccullata (small rock oyster) is the source of this 1885-nucleotide messenger RNA. RefSeq lists its product as uncharacterized. Lineage: Eukaryota; Metazoa; Mollusca; Bivalvia; Ostreida; Ostreidae. The transcript is spliced from 2 exons. The coding region runs from base 98 to 1738 and encodes 546 amino acids. Gene Ontology annotation, molecular function: ubiquitin protein ligase activity; zinc ion binding. The record is from RefSeq and is a predicted model, not a curated record.
AUCAUACAUUACAAAUGGCUAACAUUUAUCAUGACUGUGAGGUAUUGUGAAAGAGACUUAUCUACUAGAUUUCUGAAAAGAGUUUUCAUCAAUAACAAUGGUUGAAGUACCAGAUACAGCCCAGCACUAUAUCGAGUGUGACACGGAAUCCUGUAAGAACUUUUCUGAGUUUUACUGUAAUACCUGUCAUCAGCGAAUCUGUGACCAAUGCAAACAACGCCAUAUAGAUCAGAAAGAUAAACAUGAGAUAGUGCUCUAUCACGAAAGAAAGAGAAAACUUAUUUCAGAAAAAUGCAAGAUCCACUCGACACAAGAUAUAAAUGUCUACUGUGAUGAUUGCCAGGUUCCAAUUUGUUCAAUGUGCUUUGCCCUACACCACUGUGUCCAUGAACAAAGUGACCUUGAAACCAUCUACAAUGACACUCUACAGCAAUGUCAGAAAGAAAUAUCUAUGAUUUGGAAAACAGUUAUUCCUGAAGCUAAAAAUAAUAUUGAAUCAAAUUGGGAGAAGACAGAAAAUAUCAAGAAAGAAAUGGCCAAGUAUAGAGUUUCCAUGAAAAAGAGAGCAGAUGAAAUAAAGAAGGCUGUUGACAGUAUACUAACUGAUAAUAAUAAAAAACUGGAUGAGAUCGAGAAUUCUAUACUUAAUGAACUGGUGGAAUAUCAAAAGGAAACAGAGGGUUACAGAAAUUUCCUAGAAAAAAUGAUUGCAGACUAUGAGAGUGAAAUAUCUUCCGUAAAAUACACUGAACUCAUGAAAUUCCAUUUAGACAUUUCAUUGGCUACCCUGAAGAUGCCUACCAUAUCUGAACCAAAACUGCCAAUUUUAAGAUUAGGUAAACUAAAUAAAGAAAAAUUAACCAAACAGUUUGGUGAAAUUAAAGCAAAUUCACCUGAAAUGUUUAAGCUUUCUUUUGUCACAAAAGUAAGUGAAAAAAGUAUUCAGGAACCUGGACCUUUCCAUUUGUCUCCUUUGCCCCCCAAUAAAUUUUGGGCUAGUGAUAACUUUAGAAGUCUCAUUCAGUAUGACAUGGAAGGACACAUCCUACAUGAAAUAUCCACAACUAUUUUGGAUUUCCAAGGUAACCACACUGUAACAACAGAGGGAGAACUUCUUUACACAGAUUACCGUAAACACACAGUCUACAGAGUAACUAGUGACAUGUCCACUAAGAAAUUUAUCCAGACAGGGAGCUGGGUACCUGGAGCCAUCUUCUCUUCUCCUAUCAAUGGACACAUAUUGAUUGGGUUGGAGAGAAAGUCAGCCCAGAAAAUAACCAGAUACAACAAAGAAGGAAGAAAGUUACAGGACAUACAGAGUGAUGAUAAAGGACAAACCCUUUUCAAUUGUGUUAACUUUAUCACAGAGAAUAUCAAUGGUGACAUUUGUGCAUCUGACUGGAGAGCCAGAAAAGUAGUGGUGGUGACAGCAUCAGGAGAGUACCGAUUCUCUUACUCUGGUCAGCAGUCUCAGUCUGGAUUCCUUCCCCAUGGAAUCUGUACAGAUGUUUUGGGGCACAUUUUGGUGUGCAAUGGCUUUUUAACAUUUGAUGAGAAUUGUUCCAGUGUCCACCUCCUGGACAAAGAUGGCCACAUUCUGUCUUUCUUACUCACACCAGAACAAUGUCCUCCAUAUCCCCGUGCUCUCUGUAUUGAUGAUCAACACAAUCUCUGGGUUGGGGGAAGGGGCAGUUCUACUGUCUCUGUGUACAAGUAUUUGCAGAGAACAGAAAAAUGAUAUUUUAUUUACUGUAUUAUAUUUAUGCUUGAUCAGUUUGUGUAACAAACAACCUCUCCUAGUUAGACAUAAAUGUUAAUGGAGAAAUAAAUAACGAAAAGAUUAAUAAGUCACACAAGUAAGUUCACCUACCUCCAGCAUAUGAAA